Messenger RNA from Setaria italica (foxtail millet), 1143 nucleotides. Its product is annotated as proline-rich protein 4. Lineage: Eukaryota; Viridiplantae; Streptophyta; Magnoliopsida; Poales; Poaceae. The transcript has 2 exons. The coding region runs from base 72 to 824 and encodes 250 amino acids. The record is from RefSeq and is a predicted model, not a curated record.
CUGCCACUCCUUGCUCCCCACCCAUCCACAUCUUCUCCUUCCUCAACCACUCCGAACAACAAGUGGUAGACAUGGAGAUCCAAGCACGGCAGCGACUGUUGGGCGUUUGCGCCAUUGUGAUGGCGAUGGGUUUCGCCAAUGCCGUGCAAGGAGAGACAGAGCUGCCGGUCGUUGUCGGCUUGGCCAAGUGCUCGGAUUGCGCGAGAAAGAACAUGAACGCCGAGGCAGCUUUCAAAGGUCUUCAGGUGGCCGUGAAGUGCAGGAACAGCAACGGUGAGUACGAGAGCACGGCCGUGGGGCCGGUGGACAAGUCCGGCGCCUUCAGCGUCCCACUGGCCGCCGACCUCGUCGGCGAUGACGGCGAGCUGAAGCGGGAAUGCUUCGCGCAGCUCCACAGCGCGUCGAGCGAGCCAUGCCCCGGCCAGGAGCCCUCCAAGAUCGUCGCGGCGCCGGCCGUCCAAGGCGGCGGCGACAAGACUUUCGUCGCGCUCGGCGGCGAGGUGCACCGCUCGUCGUCCGAGUGCGCUUCGGCGAUCCUUUGCUACCCUUUCCUCCACAAGCACCACCAUGUAGGGAUCCACACGCCCGUGGUUGUCCCUCACGUCCCAGAUCACGGCCACUCCCUGCCGCCUGUCACCAAGCCUCCGGUGGUCGUGCCUGAGCACAAGCCGCCGGUGCCCGUGCCGGAGCACAGCGCGCCUCCUUCGACGCCGGUGUACACGCCACCGUCGACGCCGGUGCCCGUGCCGGAGCACAAACCUCCGUCGACGCGAACCCCCAUCUACCACCCGCCGGCGCAGCGCAAAACUGUCGCUGACCCGUAGCUCUCGGAGCUGCUCCCGUUCUUCAAGAAGUUCCCUUUCUUUCCUCCUGCAGCGCACUAGAAAGCUUGGUCAGUGGUUUCUUGGCUUUUGCAGGUUAUGCAGAGUCCUCGGAAUAAAGGUUGUGAGGUUGAUUAGUUCAGCAUGAGGUUGCGUUAAUUUAGAUUGUGUGUGCUAUGUAUUGGAGAUAAUUAUUAGGUCUCUUGUGUAAUUUUCUCUUAACUGUUUUCAUUUAUGUAGCUCUGGUAAGAAAUUGGAAAUUCGAACCAUCAUUGGCAUGAAAGCAUGCUAAGUGCUUUCAUAGUUUAUCUUACUUCCCUCA